AUGGCAUUCAAUCAUAGAGAAUUCUAUGAUACUCAACUUGUAACUUCAGCUUUGAAAACAAAUAAAUAUUCCCAUUUAAAGAACUGCUCUAGCUCUGUGAGUAAAUUCAUCCUUUUAGGCUUCCCUUAUACCUGGGGAAUUCAGAUCCUCCUCUUUUCCAUCUUUUCUGGGAUAUACAUCUUGACACUCAUUGGAAACCUGUGCAUCAUCUGUGCUGUGAUGGGACCUCAGCUUCAAACUCCAAUGUACAUCCUGCUGGCCAGUUUUUCCUUCCUGGAGAUCUGGUUUAUCACUUCCAGUCCUAAUAUACUAGCCAACAUUCUCUCUGAGACCAAGAUCAUCUCUUUCUCUGGCUGCUUCCUGCAGUUCUAUUUCUUCUUCUCCCUGGGCACCACGGAGACCUUCUUUUUGUCUGUCAUGGCCUUUGACAGGUACCUUGCUAUCUGCAGGCCCCUACACUACCCCACUGUCAUGACAGUUCAAUGCUGCAUCACAAUGGGAACUUGCUGCUGGAUGUGUGGCUUCUUGUACUUCCCCUUGCCUAUUUACCUAAUCUCUCAGCUCCCAUUUUGUUGUCUCAAUAAGAUUGAUCACUUCAUAUGUGACCCAGGACCCCUUAUACAGUUGUCGUGUGUGCCAGCUCCUGCCACCGAGAUCAUCUGUGUCAUUUACAACUCUGUCCUCAUUUUCUCCACCUUAAUCUUCAUUACCAGCUCCUACAUUCUAGUGAUCAGGGCUGUGCUGAGGCUCCCCUCAGCAGAAGAAUGGCAUAAGACUUUUUCUACCUGCAGCUCCCCUCUGGCUGCAGUGUCGCUAUUCUAUGGCUCUCUUAUGGUUGUGUAUGUGAUCCCAACAGCAGGCAGUGCAGCAGGGAAGCAAAAAUAUGUGACUCUGUUCUAUCCUGUGUUAACUCCAUUAUUCAACCCCUUGAUCUACAGUCUCCAAAAUAACGAGAUGAAGAAGGCUCUGAGAAAAUUAUUUAGGACUGUAAGAUUUAGUCAAAGGCCUGGAAGAAAUCUCUGA
Sus scrofa (pig) is the source of this 1023-nucleotide messenger RNA. NCBI's taxonomy places the organism in Eukaryota, Metazoa, Chordata, Mammalia, Artiodactyla, Suidae. The record is from RefSeq and is a predicted model, not a curated record.